Molecule: messenger RNA, 1176 nt
Organism: Arabidopsis lyrata subsp. lyrata
Lineage: Eukaryota; Viridiplantae; Streptophyta; Magnoliopsida; Brassicales; Brassicaceae
Exons: 2
Coding region: 241-954 (237 amino acids)
Source: RefSeq, a predicted model, not a curated record
UUCAAAUUUGUGAUAAUUAUUAGAGAACUUUCAAUAGUCUUUGUCGUUGAAGAUGACAAGUCAAAGAAUCGUUAUCCAUGCGGACUGAAAGAUUAUCCUUAGAGAAUUUUCCUGACCUAUCCUCGCGUCGCAACCUUCUCGUCUUCUCUCUCAAUCCACAAAGCCAGCAUAUUCCUUCUCGUUUUCAUGUUUGCUCUAGUUUAAAUCUUCAAUCUCCUUCCCGGUUUUUUCCAUUCUCCGAUGGCAUUCCUUGUUCGUUCGCCGGAAAUUCCCACUGUCUCGGCGAGAAUCUUCUCCGAUUCGAAUUCGAGUGUUAUUAGUCAUGCGUUUAUGAGGAGGAAGGUUACGGUUUCAGCGAUUGACGCAAGAGAUUUGUCUGGUGUUAAGAAUCAGAAAUCGAGAUUGUACGGGAGAUUCUCAGCUCCGGUGAAAGAAGACUGCAAGAUUAGCAGAGACGAAGAAGAAGAUAAGCAGAGUUACUACGUGAAUAUGGGUCACGCCGUUCGUAGUAUCAGAGAAGAGUUUCCUUUGUUGUUCUACAAAGAGCCCAAUUUUGACAUUUACAGAGAUGAUAUUGUUUUCAGAGACCCUGUGAACACUUUCAUGGGGAUUGAUAACUACAAAUCCAUAUUAUGGGCCUUACGUUUCCAUGGAAGGAUCUUCUUCAGAGCACUCUGUGUUGACAUUGUUAGUGUUUGGCAACCUACAGAGAACACUCUGAUGAUACGAUGGACUGUUCAUGGAAUUCCUCGUGGUCCUUGGGAGACUCGUGGUCGAUUCGAUGGUGCUUCUGAGUAUAAAUUCGAUAAGAGUGGGAAGAUUUAUGAACAUAAAGUCGAUAACAUCGCCAUUAAUUCGCCUCCAAAGUUUCAAAUGCUCACUGUUCAAGAGCUUGUUGAAGCCAUUAGCUGCCCUUCGACUCCCAAGCCCACCUACUUUGAGUUCGGAGAUUGAUUCAUCAUCAUAGUGUUGUGUAUAAUCCAGUAUUUCGUGUGGUUAUAGAUAGAGUGGUGUGUAUAUAGAUGAAGAAGACACGAUAUAAAUAAACCCAAUAACAUGAAUACAUUUAACCCUUUCAUGCGUAUAUUUAAGAAAAGCCUACAUAUGUAAUAGAUUUUCUCGGUAAUUUAGGGGUGUUAUUGGUUUGUGAUUUAAAUAGAGUUUUAAUGACUUUAA